CACAGGACACCAUCCUAGAUGCAGCAGCCGUCGUAGGGCAGUACAAUGCGGGAGUCCGCCCCGGCGGGAAGGGGAGUAAUCCCGGGGGUGGUGGUAGCAUGCACGACCCCUCUGCCUCCUGGGAAGAAAUACGUGGCAGUGACCCUGCUAACGAAUGAACAAAUAUACGUCAUAGCUGAGGUAAAAUCCAAACUGAAGCCACUCUACGACUCUGCCUGUUUCUGGCUAGGACUUAAGUCCCCUUCUCUAGACAUUUUUGGGCUGGCGCAAAUAGUUGAGGAGGAGUACCACUUUGUUGACUUGGAAAAGAAAGUGAAUAAAUUUGCUCCCAAAAAUUGGAAAUCCCAACAAAGUGGCCUAGAUUCUAAUGGAAAGCCAACCGUUGUGUUCUACCUACAAGUACAGUUUUACCUGGAUCAUCACCUGCUUCUCACUGAUAGGAUUUCACGAUACCUGUACUACCUCCAACUUCGACGUAACUUAGUGUUCACUCAACACCUGCGUAACGAGGAGCAGUGCUAUCUGCUAGCAUCGUAUGCAUUGCAAGCAGACCUCGGCAACUUCAAUGAGGACAAGCACGUGGGGCAAUACUUUGACCCAGCACUAUACCUGCCUAGUUGGUUGAUACUGUUGCAUGGUCCAGACUAUGCUGUCACCCACAUACCGGUUAUCCAUCGGUCACACCGUGGCAUUUCUCGUGCAGAGGCACAAGUGCAAUAUAUAAUUGAUGCAUCAAGAGAGGGGGCUGCCCACAACAUGAACCUACACAAGCUAAAGGAUCGAAAGACGGGCACUCUGGGCAGUGUCCUGAUCGGGAUUCAUUCAUGUGGAAUAGAUGUAUACAAGGUGGAAGGGGGAAGUACUGCUCUACUCUACUCAUUUCUAUGGCCCAAGAUUGGGAAGCUACAUUUUGAGAAAAAGAAGUUUGAGAUCCGAGCAGAGGGCUGGCCAGAGUCACGUAAGCUGACAUACUACACGGGUACAGAGUUUGCUGCUCGAUACCUGCUCACCCUGUGCCAAACCACGCAUCAGUUCAACAUGCAAAUACAGCCCCGUUUACACGAAAUCGCAAAACGGGAAAAGCAGGGUAAAAGUGGAAUGCGACAGAAUCGUGAGUCGUACAUCUACAGUGAUGACUGGGACCUGGCCUUGGAGCAGGAAUACCAGCACACUCUGUCCUUCCAUGACUUUUCACUGCUUCCCGUAGGCAAGAGCAGCGUGGUAGAUAAUCGCUUCUCUGUCAUCAGCACAGCCUCAUCCAACACAACAUCAGGAAUCGUCAGCGACAAAGUACAUAGUCUGGAUGAAAGCGAAGACGAUCUGUAUGAGGAUGAGGGUGCCACAAGUCAGGCGUCUGCUGAUUUCUCUUCUGAGAGGCUAGAGGCAGGGAUGAAAAACCAACGACUUUAUGGUGCCACGUCAGUGGACAGCAUGUUGGCACUCGAUCCUGGAAAUCAGUUAAGAAAUGACUACAGCACGGGGCGCUCAACAAAGAAAUCACCGCGCAUGGGAAUUCUCUCGCUUGCUGCCAGCACUCCUUCACUAAAAUCUGCCGCCUCCAGUCUGGGUAUCUCACACGAAUACUUUGACUUGAGCGAGGAGAGGAGGAAGCCUGCGAUGGGCAUGCUGGGAAGGCCGGCCGCUGGUCAGAUAUAUGUAGAAGGCGGUGCGCCCGUGAGAUUGCGCGAAAGGUGUGGUGUGGCAGAGAAGCGGCGGCCAAAGUCGCUUGGCGCAUUUCCGGACACGAUCGAAGAGAUCAACCACAGAGGGCUUGGCGCAUUGUCGGGUUUGUUGCCAGAGGAAAUCAAAAUAAAUGCCGCAUUGUGUGCGGCCAACCUCUCGCAGUUGGAUUCGGGCCGAUUCAAAAUGCACGAAGAACUGUCUAACGUGACCUCGACAUCAGAGCAGACAUCCACAAGCGCGGAUACAGAGGCCACUCUUGCGCAUGUACAAGGGGACAGCAUACACCAGUGGACGUCGGCGCAUGACUUGUGCAAUAAGGGCAAUGUGUACAAAGACCUACUCAGUUGCUGCCCUCACUCACAGUACAGGCACCUUCCCAAAUGGCUAUCACUGGGCGACUUGGACACCAGAAAUCUACAUAGUGGCAUACCUCAGCUCGAACACUAUGACUGGUCAGACAUGCCCGAUAUGCCUGGUGGACACAUGUACAGUCGCUCGUUAAGUCCCGAGUCUUCGCCACACUUUGAUGCCAACGACAGCCCAUAUAUACCCGAAGACCAAAUUGCUGUGCGCCUGCCACCGCCACUGUCAUCGUUCCGACCAAGCGCCCGGUGGGGUAUGCUGGAAUCCGACGAGGUUGCCGAGGUGGUGGAUCUUGUCUACGACGAACCCCCGUCAUACCCUGCCGCGAUGAGGAAGCUCACAAUGAACAUGGGCAGCGGACCCUGCACGCAGGGCACCACCGCCCUCCCAAUAUCACAAUCCACUCAGCAACCGGAUUCGAUUUCAAUGAUGCAUUCAGUUAGUAUGGCCGGUACCACCCUGGCAGUAAGCGAAGCCACAAAGGCUGGUAACACUACUGUGACACCUGGUGGCCACGUCAGCCAAGACUCUGUCAGCUCGGUGUGUGAGGCCCCUGACGUUCAUCCAGUCAUCACUGAGAUCCGAGGACUGACUAAGAGUUACGAGGGCCUACCACUGUUGGCAGCACUGUGCAAUGACGUGUCUUUGCUCCCACCAGGCAAUAAGGCAGACUGUAAGUGUCGUGUGCACCGUCAUCACUGUCACAUCGUUGGAGAUGCAGACCCGAGGCGAUGGUCACAUGCCGGUGUGCAGGCUUCGCACAUGUCCAUGGUGCAAGACGAACCCAGCCGGCCAGUUAGCUGGCAUUACGAUGACAGAGACCUAAACAUGAUCCACUUUGGUGAUUGCCUGAACAACAUGAGCUGCAGUUGUAUGUUCAGGAUAAGUGCCAUGUCAUCCUGUUCUUACAAUCACAUGUCGCAGAUGAGUGAAGUGUCGUCCUGUUGUCACAGUAGCCUGUGUCAGGUUGGUGACAUGUCCACCUGUUGUCUGCAGGCUCAACUUGCUCAUACGUCCCACUAUACACCUCAGAGUAGACCACAGCCUACCCAAAUUCCGAUGAAACCCCCUCCUCCAUACCGCCCACCACAGGCAACAUCCUCCAACUACCAAGCACAGAACCAGCUCUUUUAUAAUGAUGCUGAAAUUGCCAAUGGCAUCUACCUCACAGACAACAGCAUGCACAACUACCAUAAACAGGGAAUGUAUAGUAACCCACAGCAUGACCACGAUUUACCUUGUAUGCAUUCUGCCCAGUAUAGCAGAGAUUCACAGCAUAUUUAUAAAGUUGAUGGUUUUGCUCAUUUGCAUGCAAGACUGUAUAACGGAGAGAGCAUUGCAUGAGAUAUGAAUCUAAAUGUUACCAUUCCCAUUGUUGUGCAUACUCAACUUGGGCAAAGAGUUACUCAACGAUUUUAAAUAUGUAAAAAUGACAUAAAUAUGUUUACUUGAAAGUUAUGUAGCUGUAAAUACAAAAUAGUAUGAUGGAUCACGGGCACUUGUAUAUGGCAGGUGGGAACACAUAAUUUAUUACAUCUUUAUACUCUACAGCUUUUUGUAGCUUUGCAUCACGCGAGGUAGUCUGUCAUAUAUUCCAUUGGUAAAAGUAUAGGCAGGUCUAAUCCCUGUGAAACUAUUGUUUGUGGUUUGUGUGAACACAGAUGUAAUGCCAACAUGCUCAAAAUGUGGUGGUGCCAAUACAGAAUCUGUGUAUAUUGUUCACAGUUUUUAGUUGAAUGUAGAAUUUGUUUUUUAGUUACAACGUUUAAAAGUACGUUAUAUUUACUCUUUAUAUGAGGGUCACAAAGGCUUGUGACGAUUGACAAUGUAAAAUCGUGAAAUUGUGUUAUUAAAAUCUCGGUGGUGUAAAUCUGUAUUUAUUACUGCAACGAAAGUGGUCUUCAAUAUGUGUAUAUAUUUGUUGUUCUUUAAAUAAAGUUUAGGUUUAUUAGCUGCUAUCGAACAUGCUGCUGUAGGUGUAAAUGUAAAAUGUCUACGAAAAUGGCAUGUAUGAAUGUGUACAGUCCAAGCAUGUCUGAUAUAUAAGCGUUAAAAUGUAAAUACGUCAAUAUUUCGUCUAGCGUUUAUAUUGAGUACGAUUCGGCUAUAAGAAAUAUUAAUUCGAUAACUCGUUGCUCGUUGUAUUUUUGUGGCUCAAGUACAAAGGUUUACGUGGAAAUUUCUGGUUACAAACUUAUGGUAGAUUAUGCUAGUGCGCUAUUUUAUAUUCCAAGCAGGGGUCUGGGUUAUUCUCGUUUGAUACAAAAGUAUUAGUGUUAAUUGUGAAAUUAUAUUUGUAACUUGUCUGUAUAGAUACAAACAUUUCUAUAUUUUGUACAUUUCGUAUAUGAGUCUGUGUGCAUGUGUAUAAAAUUUUAUUCGUAUGAAUUAUA
This is a messenger RNA of Priapulus caudatus, 4439 nucleotides long. RefSeq lists its product as uncharacterized. Lineage: Eukaryota; Metazoa; Priapulida; Priapulimorpha; Priapulimorphida; Priapulidae. The transcript is spliced from 12 exons. The record is from RefSeq and is a predicted model, not a curated record. Bases 46 to 3390 code for a protein of 1114 amino acids. Gene Ontology annotation, biological process: positive regulation of hippo signaling. Gene Ontology annotation, cellular component: cytoskeleton; cytoplasmic side of apical plasma membrane.